AUGGAUUCUAGAGGGAAUGACUUCCAAUCUCUAGUGUUCGACUUCAUGCCCAGGUACAGCUUGGACAGGUGGCUGCAUCCAAGAAGCAAUGAGCAGACAGACAAGUUAAGUCUUAGCCAACUGUUGAACAUUGCAAUUGAUGUAGCAGAUGCACUAGACUAUCUUCACAACAGUAGUUGUCCAACAGUGAUCCAUUGUGAUUUGAAGCCUAGCAACAUCCUCCUUGGUUGUGACUGGACUGCUUAUGUUGCUGACUUUGGGAUUGCAAAGCUCAUUGAUGAAUCCAUGGACCAAUCAAAUUUGAAUAUUGGGACUGAAAGCACUAUUGGCAUAAGAGGAACCAUUGGAUAUGUUGCUCCAGGUGGUCAGGCAUCAGUUGCUGGUGAUGCCUACAGCUUUGGGGUUACUCUGCUUGAGAUGUUCACAGGGAAGGCACCAAAUGAUGGUAUGUUCAUAGAUGGCUUGACCCUGCAGUUGCUUGCUGCGGAAGGGUUACCUGAGAAGAUAUCAGAAAUCAUUGAGCCAGAACUAUUGCAUGAUGAAGUGUAUGACAAUGGUUCGGGGAUACUCAGUUCUUUAGCUUCUGUAGGAGUUGGAAUUUCAUGUUUGAAGGACAACCCGUCAAACAGAAUGAACAUGAAAGAUGCUGCUGCUGAGCUGCACAGAAUCAAAGAGUAUUUGCAAAAAUCCCUUAGGAUUUAA
Messenger RNA from Sorghum bicolor (sorghum), 702 nucleotides. RefSeq names its product probable LRR receptor-like serine/threonine-protein kinase At3g47570. The record is from RefSeq and is a predicted model, not a curated record. The transcript has 2 exons. Gene Ontology annotation, molecular function: protein kinase activity; ATP binding. Gene Ontology annotation, biological process: protein phosphorylation. Lineage: Eukaryota; Viridiplantae; Streptophyta; Magnoliopsida; Poales; Poaceae. The coding region runs from base 1 to 702 and encodes 233 amino acids.